This is a messenger RNA of Klebsormidium nitens, 399 nucleotides long. NCBI's taxonomy places the organism in Eukaryota, Viridiplantae, Streptophyta, Klebsormidiophyceae, Klebsormidiales, Klebsormidiaceae. The record is from the annotation of a GenBank genome assembly.
AUGGGGCGGAGUUUCAGCCCGGUGCCGGAACGGGGGGGGAUCACCGGGCGGUUGGAGAGGGUGGAAAAGGACGAGGAGGCGACCAGGCUGCGGGAACAGUUGCUGAAGAAGCAGAUGGAGAGGUCUGGCGCAAAGUCGACUGGACCACCACCGGCGUUCGAGCCUUCCCGGAAGAAGGGAAAGUCGGGCGAGCCACAUGCGGUCAUGUCCGUUGCGGCCAUGGAAUUGAACGAGGACAUUGUUGAGGGGCCAAGCAGGCCCUCGAGAACGGAAAAGCACCAUAAGCACGAGAGGCACGAGGAGAAACGAGGCCGGAGUCGUGAUUACGAUGAUGGCGAGCAUGAGAGAAAGAAGCACGAGAGGAGGAGCCACGGUGGGAAGAAGCGCCGGCAUGAAUGA